This is a messenger RNA of Lucilia sericata (common green bottle fly), 536 nucleotides long. Its product is annotated as lysozyme 1-like. The record is from RefSeq and is a predicted model, not a curated record. Gene Ontology annotation, molecular function: lysozyme activity. Bases 29 to 460 code for a protein of 143 amino acids. The transcript has a single exon. Lineage: Eukaryota; Metazoa; Arthropoda; Insecta; Diptera; Calliphoridae.
UGCAUAGCAGCUCAAGAAGUUCAUAGACAUGAAAUUCAAUAAUUUCUUCAUAGUAAUCCUCCUGCUAUCCUGCGCUAAUUUCUCUUGGGCCAAGACUUUUACGCGCUGCUCCUUGGCCAGGGCAAUGUAUGCUCUAGGUAUACAAAAAUCGGAAUUGGCUCAAUGGACCUGCAUCGCCAAACAUGAAUCAAAAUAUCGCACCGACAUUAUUGGUCCUGCCAAUUCGAAUGGUUCACACGAUUAUGGGAUUUUCCAAAUCAACGAUCGUUAUUGGUGUCAACCGAAUGGUGGUCAUGCCUCUAAGAAUAAUUGUCAUAUCAACUGUAAUGCUUUGCUAACCGACAACAUUAGAGAAUCGGUUAAGUGUGCCGCUAAGAUUAAGCGUGAACAGGGUUGGAAAGCCUGGAGUGUUUGGAAAUAUUGUAAUGGUAAUUUACCUAGUAUUAAUGAGUGUUUUUAAGAGCAUCGUUGCAGUGUUCGGUUUUUUUGUAAAUUGUUUUGUUUUUUUAAAAUAAAUUGUUCUGAUUUUGAUAAGA